Molecule: messenger RNA, 297 nt
Organism: Gongylonema pulchrum
Lineage: Eukaryota; Metazoa; Nematoda; Chromadorea; Rhabditida; Gongylonematidae
Source: the annotation of a GenBank genome assembly
GCACUAUCGUUGGAUGAUUUGAAAUGUCAACGAAAUCCCAAUCUCUGUCGAUCUGGGAACGAGAAAAAACAGAAUGGUACGAAAAAGCAUUUUCUCUCCGAAUUACCUCAUCACAUACCGAAUAAUUUUGAGAGUUGGAAAUUGUAUGGAACAGAAGCAAACGAUGGCACAGGUUAUGGUCCAGGUGUGGGACCUGGAUUUGGACCUGGUCUCGGCAGCAUUGGUAUUGGUACUGGCCUAGGAAUUUCAAAUGGUAUGGGCAGUGGCUUCGGCUAUGAACGAAGUAGAAUACUUUAA